Molecule: messenger RNA, 1484 nt
Organism: Sesamum indicum (sesame)
Lineage: Eukaryota; Viridiplantae; Streptophyta; Magnoliopsida; Lamiales; Pedaliaceae
Product: putative pectate lyase 4
Molecular function (GO): pectate lyase activity
Source: RefSeq, a predicted model, not a curated record
CAAAGGACAUUUACAAGGGGAGGAAAGAUGUGGUGGCUUCAACUGAUCGUCAUUUAAUGCAAGAACAGUUUAGUUUGCAACCCUAUCGCAAACUGUUCCGCAGAGGUUUAUAUGGGAAAUUGCUGUGGACGUGUCUGGAAAUCCGGCCACCAGAAUCAUGAUCCUCCUCCCCCUUAUAAAUACGGAUCGCAUUUUGAGAAUUCGGUACCAAAAAUUGAGAAUUCCAACAUGGGGUUGUGUUUGCCGUAUUGCGACGUGGAUUCCAGCCUGCGGGGUCUGGCUGGGAAAGCUGAGGGCUUCGGCCGUCUUGCCAUUGGCGGUUUACAUGGCGCUGUUUACUGUGUUACCACCUUAGCUGAUGAUGGGCCAGGUUCACUACGUUACGGCUGCCGGCAAAAGGAACCUCUAUGGAUCAUAUUUGAAAUUUCAGGCACCAUUGAACUCUCAUCUCAUUUGAGUGUAUCGUCUUAUAAGACCAUUGAUGGGCGUGGUCAAAGGAUUAAGAUCACUGGGAAAGGUUUGCGGUUGAAGGAGUGCGAACACGUAAUUAUCUGCAAUCUAGUAUUUGAAGGGGGCAGGGGACAGGACUUAGAUGCAAUUCAAGUAAAACCAAAUUCGAAGCACAUCUGGAUAGAUCGAUGCUGCCUCAGUGAUUAUAGUGAUGGACUGAUAGAUAUCACCCGGGAGAGCACAGAUAUUACUGUUUCUCGGUGCCACUUUGCAAAUCAUAACAAAACCAUACUUAUUGGUGGUGAUCCUUCCAGCAUAGGUGACAGAUGCAUCCGCGUCACCAUUCACCAUUGUUUCUUUGACGGGACUCGACAGCGGCAUCCGCGUGUUAGAUUUGGGAAAGUGCACUUGUACAAUAAUUACACUAGAAAUUGGGGAAUUUAUGCUGUUUGUGCAAGUGUAGACUCUCAGGUAUACUCGCAGUGUAACAUAUAUGAAGCUGGACAAAAGAAGGUAGCCUUUAAAUACUAUACAGAAAAGGCAGCCGACAAGGCUGAGGAAUGUACUGGCUGUAUUAAAUCCGAAGGUGAUCUAUUUGUCGGUGAAACUCAACCAGGCUUAUCGCCCCUCCUGAGAGAGUCUUGCGUGUUCCAUCCAAGCGAAUACUACGAGACGUGGACAGUAGAAGCACCAACCGAUGAUCUGAAACAUUUUCUUCAACACUGCACAGGAUGGCAAGAUAUCCAACGACCUGCUGAUCUCCCAACUCCUUAGUUCUGUUUAUUGUGUGUACAGAACUUCAAAAAAAGUAUACAUGAACACGCGGUAUGCAUUCGGUGCUUUCCGGAAACGUACCAGUCGAAAUGCGUCGGUCUUGCUCUCGGUUGCAUCCUUUUUUCCUCAUUCUUGAGGAGCUUGUGAAUGAGACUGGUAGACAUUUAUAAGCUAAUGUGAACACUAUACUUGGGAUUUUCCUUGUGCUUAUUUUUCAUGUUGUGAGCUUUUCACCUGUGAAGUAAAAGUGAAUAGCUAGA